UUCAUAAUUAAACGCUUAUGGUGUCGUUUUUGUGACAACAUGCUUGAAGUGUUUCCAUGUGUAAGUGACUUCAGUCAGUGUCCUAUAGCACAGCGAGCGAUUCAUCUUUCUGUAAAGUCAGGGACGUCUAAUUGUGCAAUCUGGGCGAUCAGUAUCCAGCAGUUUGGUGAUAUCAUGCCUAAACACACCUAUUAAAACAGUCAUUAACUGGUUAUUCCAUUAUACAUCUAAAACCUGGGGGUCACCCCUAAACUAAGUUUUAAGUAUCAUACCAUGACCAAAACAUCAAAAUCAGGCCUUUACACCCUUGCACCCACUCUGCGCGCGUGCAUUACACUCAAAUGGAAAGUGCUGGUUUACCACACACACACACACACACAGUCUGGCAUUACUACACAUGAGAGGACGUCCACAGAUUUCUGUAAUGUAACCAAGCAAUAUCACACAUACACACUAAACCUAAAGCUAACCUCAGUAAAGAAAAGCCUUCUCCUUCACUUUGAUUUAGUGGUGAAAACCGCACAUGUUCGAUGGAAAUCCUCAAAAGAGCUCAUCUUGUCCGAUGUUUGUGAGGACAGGAGGUCCUCACAGGGUUAGAAAAACAAGAACACAAUACACAUACACAAUGAACUUCACCACAACUUCCCUAUUAUACAUGCUCCACGUGUAGCGGUUUUGCUGCUUCUCUGGUAUUUACUCAGUGCCCCGUUACUCCGGGACGGGUUUGACUGCAUUCUUGCAGACAGCUACCCGAAUCUCGACUCCUCCCUCCUCUGCCCUCCACUUGGCAUUCUGAGCGAGCUUCUGUACGUCCGCGUUCACUCCUCGGUGGCUGAAGGUGCUGGUGGUGUUUCGGGGGAGCUGUGGCUGAAGAUCUCAGUGCUAGUUUACCGAAGUGGACAGCGUGCGGACUGACGGUGUUAACCAGCUGUUGUGGCCUGUCUCUGUCAAAGCGCGCGCUUUGUUUCAUUUAGCGGAUCGUCCAACCCAUCUUCACACACAGCACGUGGACACGAGCACAAAGAUGAAUUACAUGGUGAGGACGCUGCUGCUGGGAUCCGCUGUUGCUCUCAUGUCCCGAGCUGCUGACUUUAACACCGGUGUGCCUCCUUCAUGUUCCACGAUUUCUCACAGACAAAACAGGGAUAUUUGCAACAUAACUAAGUCUUAUGAGGAGUUUUGCUUUUCUGGACGUUGUACAUACACAGUCCCCCCGGAGUUCCUCACACACUUAAGACCUGUGAUGACUGAGACCUGUGAAGCAACCUGGUAUAACUUGGACAAGCUCGCCUUGGCUGAUCCUGUUCAGCCAACAAAGCUGCACUAUCCAGCUAUUAAUGUCACAAUAGAACAUCUAAUCACUGAACGACAUGUGGAUGGAGUUUCGAUCGAAAUCCGCUGCAAUAAUCACGAAUACCAGGCUGUUUACAGAGCUACAAACAAUGUGGCUGUAUCACUCACAGAAUCUGACCUUAUGGACCACAACACCCUGCCUGUAUGGGGAGUCGUACUCAUUGUGCUUUGUUUGGUCACUCUUAUUCUGGGCGGGAUCUUCUACUGUAAACGUACAGUCAUCCUUGGAUGGAUCAGUUGCCGCAGAGGAGACAAGCGCACAGGUGUGGAGCUGGAGCAUGUGGCUCAGGCACUGAAGUCCGACAUGGACCAGAACGAAGAUCUUAACAUUGAUCUUCUUGAGGCUGUUCAGAAGUAUAACAAAGACGUAGACAAUUCCUCUCCACCCCCAUCAUGAAGGGCUUGAGACAUUCAGUCUCCCUAGGUCACCACACUGAACAUCUAGUGUUUCAGGGACCAUCUUGAUAGAGUUUGUAUACUUUGAAUGUAUUUAUUUAACAUAUUCUGAAGCAUUAUUAAUUAAGACACACUGAAUAGUUGAAUUGCAGUUCUGUGGCUGUCUCAGACUGUAAACAGACCCCCAUCUUCAUCUUCAUCCCAGAAUCACCUACCUAAGCAGAAUAAGGGCUGUUUUACUCCAGCAGUUUCCCUCAGGGAUUUUUCCUGCAAACCAAAGAUACUGUUUCUUACUUUGAUGCCUUUAUAACCAAGAGCUGUUGACAUCAACCCCCCCAAAAAUUCAUUGUUUCUGCCAAACAACUGAUGAAUAAAUAUGAAUGAAACAUG
Molecule: messenger RNA, 2139 nt
Organism: Pygocentrus nattereri (red-bellied piranha)
Lineage: Eukaryota; Metazoa; Chordata; Actinopteri; Characiformes; Serrasalmidae
Exons: 9
Coding region: 1025-1750 (241 amino acids)
Source: RefSeq, a predicted model, not a curated record